Messenger RNA from Pseudogymnoascus verrucosus, 2078 nucleotides. RefSeq lists its product as uncharacterized. NCBI's taxonomy places the organism in Eukaryota, Fungi, Ascomycota, Leotiomycetes, Thelebolales, Thelebolaceae. The record is from RefSeq and is a predicted model, not a curated record. The coding region runs from base 361 to 1932 and encodes 523 amino acids. Gene Ontology annotation, molecular function: oxidoreductase activity; FAD binding. The transcript is spliced from 3 exons.
CUUUCAUUAACCCGCGUUGCGAAUUUUACCUCACUCAUUGUUAUUGAUACGGGUGAAUUUACCCGUUCACCGCGCUGCGUGGAGGUCCUUGAGGGCUGUUGGUCGAAGCGAGACUCUCAUAUUCUGUUUUUAAAUCUGCGGCCCCCCAGUCUCGUUGUCAGUACUUGCGCCUGUCCCGUUGCUUCCUACCGACGAGAAACAUCGCGUUGGGGCUUCAUUGUUGUGAAACGACAUUAGACGCUGCUUGUGUUCUGGGGAUUGCUGUCAAUUAGCGAACUUGUCCCUCCGGUCACGUUAUCCCAGGUCCUCUGGAAAAUAAGCUCGAGGCUCGCAAGCAGUCACAGUCACAGUGCAUUCACGAUGGUGUCCUCAAAAGCGUUUCUCGCCUUCUCGUUGAAAUGCCUGGCAUCUUUCGUGACAAUCCAGCUGUCGAGCUGCUCCGUUGCAGCAGCAGCCACCGUCCUGCCAGCUGGCAACCUUGAGGGGUCGGCAGAUGCCGCGAUGAGGAUUAACAAGAUGACUGACAAACUUGGGCCGCAGCUGUCACAGGGUGCGCUGGUCUAUCUCUCGGGGUCUGAUAAAUUCGACAUCCUCACGGAGCGAUGGCAGCUAUUUGCCCCUCCAACAUUCAUCGCUGUUGUAGUCCCUAGGUGUGAACGGGACGUGCAGCUGACCAUUCAACUGGCAAACUGGUUCGGUCUUCCAUGGCUUGCUAUCUCAGGCCACCACGGGUCUAUAAACAGCCUGGGAACCUUCAAACUCGGCAUCCAGAUUUCGAUGGAGAGCUUCAACGACAUUAACCUUAGUGCCGAUGGACGGACGGCUCGUAUUGGGGGCGGAACGCUCUCUAAAAAAAUCACCGACACUCUUUGGGCGAAGGGCAAGCAGACUGUAACAGGUGCAUGCGAGUGUACUUCUCUCGUUGGUCCCAUGCUGGGCGGUGGCCAUGGCUGGCUACAAGGUCGUAAUGGACUCUCUGCAGACCAGCUCAUCGAGGCGCGCGUGGUCCUUCCGAACGGGCAGCUCGUGACAGUCAGCGAGCAUUCGGAAUAUCGUGACCUCUUCUGGGCUCUGAAAGGCGCCGGUCACAACUUUGGCGUCGUGAUAGAGGUCAAGUACAAGGUCUAUGACGUGUCUAACAAUGGCGGAAGAGAUUGGACAUACGCAAACCUCAUCUUUAAGCAGGACAAGCUCGAGGCGGUCUUCGGUCUGGUCAAUAAGAUAACUAACAACGGCGAGGGCGACGUCGCAUACAUCGACUUUGUCUGGUUCCAGCGCGUAGCUGAGAUUGAUGCUAAGCUCCCCGUGGUCAGCGUGUACAUGCUUUACCAGGGAACCCCCCAAAAGGCGCAGAAUUAUAUCGAUAUGUACAAGGCGCUGGGUCCAGCGAAUAUCACCAUCGUCAAAACCGACUAUACGCAGAUCUCGUCUCUAACCGGAAACGGCAACGACGGCAUCGCUUGCGUCCACGGCGAGUACAGUGCUCUGCGCUUCCCUACUGGCUUCAAGACCUAUAAUCUCACCACCAACCGCAAACUCUUCAAUAAAUUCGCCGACAUCACUUCCCAGCAGCCCGCGUUCGCUAACAGCUUCUUCCUCUUCGAGGACUACUCAACCCGGGGUGUGUCGGCCGUCGAUGCCGAUUCCACCGCGUUUCCGGAUCGCUUUAAUCACCAUCUCAUCAGCCCUGUGAUCAUCUACUUCGACUCUUCGCUUAACGACCAGGCUGUUCAGGCCGGGCAGGAGCUCAGGAAAAUCGCCUUGGAAGGCAAGUCUGGACCACUCAACGCAUAUGUAAACUAUGCGCACGGCGACGAGUCGGAGGAAGACUGGUACGGCCACGAGAAAUGGAGGAUCCAGAGGCUGAAGAGCUUGAAGAAGAAGUAUGACCCGGACAACAAAUUGGUUUAUUACGCUCCGAUCAAGGCGUAGGGUAGAAUCAUGCCAUGGAGCAUUUCUUGCAUUGUGUGUACAGUACAAGUACACUAGCCGGAAGCAAAGAAGGAUUCAAUGUGCUUAACCUAAUAGAUAUUGAUAAUUCUGAAAUAACCCCCACAUUUAUGAAAAUAAAAAGUGGU